Varanus komodoensis (Komodo dragon) is the source of this 8747-nucleotide messenger RNA. It is a transcript of the gene UBR1, whose product is annotated as ubiquitin protein ligase E3 component n-recognin 1. Gene Ontology annotation, molecular function: ubiquitin protein ligase activity; zinc ion binding. NCBI's taxonomy places the organism in Eukaryota, Metazoa, Chordata, Lepidosauria, Squamata, Varanidae. Gene Ontology annotation, biological process: protein ubiquitination; ubiquitin-dependent protein catabolic process via the N-end rule pathway. The transcript has 47 exons. Gene Ontology annotation, cellular component: ubiquitin ligase complex; cytoplasm. The coding region runs from base 229 to 5529 and encodes 1766 amino acids. The record is from RefSeq and is a predicted model, not a curated record.
AGAAGGCAGCCGCCACAGUUGUCCUAGCAGCAAGUGAGGCUUCGGCAAAUGUUCUCUUGAGCAUGCGUGAGCGAUCUGAGCAUGCUCAAUUUCACUUAGGACCAGAUUCUCCUAGGAUCUAGCGUUGGGUCAAGUUUUUCCGAAUAGAAACCCCCACUUCUCCUCUCUCAGCUGGUUUCCGGUUGGCCUGUGGCGGGGCUCAGCCUGGAGGUUGUCAGUUCUCCUAAGAUGGCGGAUGGAGGCGACGGCGAGGGAGGGAUGGCUGGAACGGGCGGCGCUGCCCCAGUCAAGCCUCCGGAGUUGGCCAGGUGGUGGGAUGAAAGGCUUGAUUUCCAUACUGCCUUUCUCCAGCAUUUGGCAAAAGUUGUUCCAGAUAUAUAUUCUGAUGAAAUGGAUCCCUUGCCAGAAAAGGAGGAAGAAAUAGCUCAGAUGACCAUUCUUUACCCUCUGGAGCGGCAACUGUUUGGGGAAGAUCCAUAUGUUUGUCUGGAGAAACUAAGGCAAAGUGGCACCUCUCAACUUUGCGGUAAAGUGUUCAAAAGUGGAGAGACAACAUAUUCUUGCAGAGAAUGUGCAAGUGAUCCAACUUGUGUACUUUGUGUGGAUUGUUUCCAGAACAGCAUUCACAAAAAUCAUCGUUACAAGAUGCACACUUCCAGUGGAGGAGGAUUUUGUGACUGUGGAGAUACAGAAGCAUGGAAGACUGGACCAUUAUGUUCAAACCACGAGUCUGGUACAACAGGCAAUACAGGACAGAACUCAGAAUGCCAGUUGAAUGAAGAGCUAAUAGCACAAGCAAGAAAAAUCUUCCCUUCAGUGAUAAAAUAUAUUGUAGAUAUGACUGUUUGGGAGGAAGAGAAGGAGCUGCCUCCAGAGCUUAUGACUAGUAGAGGGAAAAGAGAGAAAUACUACUGUGUCCUUUUCAACGAUGAGCAUCAUUCCUAUGAUCAUGUUAUCUACAGUCUGCAAAGAACUCUAGGCUGUGAGCUUGCAGAGGCCCAGUUUUAUACAGCUGCUAUAGAUAAAGAGGGGCGGAAAGCUGUUAAGACAGGGUCAUAUGCUGUUUGUCAGGAAGCAAAAGAAGAAAUUAAGAAACAUUCAAGCAAUGUUUCCCAAGGUCCUCUUAAUGUGAAGGUACUUCACGCUGAUAUUAUGGCUCAUCAGAAAUUUGCUUUGCGUCUUGGUUCCUGGUUAAACAAACUUAUGAGCUAUUCAAGUGACUUUCGUCAGAUCUUCUGCCAAAUAUGUCUAAACGAAGAAACUGAUCCAGACAAAUCUUGUCUUAUAAGCACAUUGUUGCUUUGGGAUGCAAAACUUCAUAAAGGAGCAAGGAAGAUCUUACAUGAAUUAAUUGUCAGUAGUUUCUUCAUGGAAAUGGAAUACAAAAAACUUUUUGCCAUGGAAUUUGUUAAGCAUUACAAAGCAUUACAGAAAGAUUAUAUCAGUGAUGACCAUGAAAAACAAAUUUCUGUGAUAGCACUUUCAGUUCAGAUGUUCACUGUCCCUACAUUGGCCCGGCAUCUCAUUGAAGAGCAAAAUGUAAUCACUGUCAUAACAGAGACACUACUUGAAGAGCUGCCAAAAUAUUUGGAUAAAAAUGGCAAGUUCAAUUUCCAGGGUUAUAGCCAAGAGAAACUCAGCAGAGUGUAUGCAGUUAUAUAUGAUCUCAAAUAUAUCUUAAUCAGUAAGCCUACUGUGUGGACAGACAAACUGCGAGAACAGUUUUUGGAAGGGUUUCGUUCGUUCUUGAAGAUCCUGUCUUGCAUGCAGGGAAUGGAGGAAAUAAAGAGGCAAAUUGGCCAGCAUAUUGAAGUGGAUCCUGAUUGGGAAGCAGCCAUUGCUAUCCAGAUGCAAUUGAAGAAUAUUCUUUCGAUGUUUCAGGAGUGGUGUGCCUCUGAUGAAGAAUUGUUGGUGGCAGCUUAUAAGGAAUGCCAUGCAGCAGUAAUGAAAUGUAGUGCAAGCUACCGUUCAAAGGACAAGAUAAGGAUUCGCUUAUGUGGCCAUACUCUGGAAGCCAGGCGCUUCAAGGUAUCUGCAGAUCCUGUUAGUAUACAUCUACCAUUGUCCAGGAUGCUUGCUGGUCUGCAUGUACAAUUGAGCAGAACUGGAGUAAUCUCCAGACUCCAAGAAUUUAUAUCAUCUGAAGAAUUCCAAGUGCAGCUGUUGGUAGAAUAUCCUUUGCGUUGUCUUUCGCUGGUUGCUCAGGUUGCUGCCGAAAUGUGGAGAAGGAAUGGACUAUCACUGAUCAGUCAGAUAUUUUAUUACCAGGAUGUUAAAUGUCGAGAAGAAAUGUAUGAUAAGGAUAUCAUCCUUCUCCAGAUUGGGGCAGCUUAUAUGAAUCCAAAUGCCUUCCUUUUGCUGGUACUUCAACAGUAUGAAUUAUUUGAUGCCUUCAACAAAAUUGUGCCAACCAAAGAUCAGGAUUUGAAUAAGCAAUGUAAUACAUUGAUAGAAGAGAUGCUUCAAGUUCUUAUCUACAUUGUAGGAGAAAGAUACGUACCAGGGAUCAGUAAUGUGACGAAAGAUGAUGUAAUUAUGCGAGAAAUUAUCCAUUUGCUGUGCAUUGAAUCAAUGGCACACAGUGCUAUUGCAAAAUCUUUGCCCAAGGAUGAAAACAAUGAGACUGGUUUGGAGGAGGUUAUCCACAAAGUGGCCAUAUUCAAAAAACCAGGUGUAUCAGGCCAUGGCGUUUAUGAACUGAAGGAAGAGUGCUUCAAGGAGUACAAUAUAUUCUUUUACCAUUAUAGAAAGCCUCAGCACAGCAAGGCUGAACACAUGGAAAAGAAAAGAAGAGCUCAAGAAAACAGAGAUGAAGCACUGCCACCCCCUCCACCUCCAGAAUUCAGUACUGCUUUUGGAAACGUGGUGAAAAUUCUGAACUCUGAUAUCAUGAUGCACAUUCUUAGAACUGUCUUGCAAAGACCACUAGAUCUAGAAAACCAUUUGUGGACAGAACUCAUGAUCCAGAUGGUUCUUCAUCUCCUUGCUUUGGGUUUGCUAGAAGAAAAACAGCAGUUAGAGAAGACUCCAGAGGAUGAAGUGAACUUUGACUUUUAUCACAAAGCAUCUAGAAUGGGAAGCUCUGCUUUGAAUGCAAUGAACAUACUAAUGAUUUUGGAAAAACUAAAAGGAAUUCAACAGCUGGAAUCACAAAAAGAUAUGAUUAAUUGGGUACUACAGAUGUUUGAAACAGUAAAACGUUUGAGGGAGAAGUCUUGUUUUUCUACAGUAGCAGCUGCAUCUGGAUCAGAUUCUGCAAAAGGCAAUGAGGCUGCCUGUUCUUUUCUGCCGCUAAAUAAGAUGCAAGGAAUUCAGGACAAGGAGAAGGCUGAGAGGAAGAGGAAGGCAGAAGCAGCCAGGCUACAUCGUCAGAAAAUUAUGGCACAGAUGUCUGCUUUGCAGAAGAAUUUCAUUGAAACUCACAAGCUCUUAUAUGAAAAUACACAAGAAACACCAGGAAGAGAUGAUAUGGAAGACGAGAGCAAUCUUCCAGUUAUAGAUUAUACAAGAAUUGCUUUGGGGCCGAAGCGAGGACCCUCUGUUGCAGAAAAAGAAAUGCUGACAUGUAUCCUAUGUCAGGAAGAACAGGAAGCGAGGCUAGAACAUGCUGCCAUGGUUUUAUCUGCCUGUGUUCAGAAAUCCACUGCCUUAACCCAGCAUAGGGGAAAAAUCCUUGAACUUUCAGGAGAUAAAAUAGAUCCUCUUUUCAUGAACCCUGACUUGUCAUGCGGAACUCACACUGGAAGCUGUGGUCAUGUGAUGCAUGCAUCCUGCUGGCAGAAAUACUUUGAAGCCAUUCAGCUAAACUCUCGGCAACAUCAUCAUGUUGAACAGGUUUUCGACUUAGAGAAUGGAGAAUACCUCUGCCCACUUUGCAAAUCUCUGUGCAACACUGUAAUACCUAUUAUUCCAUUGCAAACACACAAAAUAAACAGUGAGGAUGCAGACAUGGUGGCUCAGCUUCUGUCUUUGAAAAAAUGGAUAGAAAUUGUUAUUGCCCGGAUCUCAGGUUUUAACAAGAAGAACAUUGAAGAAACAAAACAAAUCGCUUCAUCUCUCCUUGAUAAAGAAAUGGAAGAUGCCUCAUCUGAUUUUCAUUCUAUUCUUAGCUUUGGAGUUCAGCCAUUAGUGAAGUAUUCUAAUAGCAUCAAGGAGAUGGUGGUUCUCUUUGCUACUGCGAUCUACAGAAUUGGAUUAAAAGUUGCUCCUAGUGAAACUGAUCCACGCAUUCCUAUGAUGACUUGGAGCACAUGUGCUUUUACUAUCCAGUGUUUAGAAAAUCUUCUAGAAGAUGAGCGCAAGCCUUUAUUUGGUUCUCUGCAAAAUAGACAGCACAGUGGUCUUAAAGCUCUGGUGCAGUUUGCAGCUGCUCAGAGGACUACACUACCACAAAGCCUGAUUCAGCAACAUCUUGUACGUCUCCUAGGAGUUCUUUUGCCUAGUUUAAAAGUGGAAGACACGCCAUCCCUUCUAGAUGUAGAUCUGUUCCAUUGUUUGGUUGGUGCUAUAUUAUCAUUUCCAUCUUUGUAUUGGGAAGAUCCUGUAGACUUGCAACCUUCAUCUAUUAGUUCUGCCUGUAAUCAUCUUUACCUCUUCCAUUUGGUCACUAUGGCACACAUAACACAAAUUAUUCUCACUACAACAGCAGAACAUCCCGCUGCUCAGAUACAGAGUGAUUGUGAGGAGGCACAUGCUGCUGACUCUUUUUGUAAAGAGCUUUGCAGAUACACACAUGGUUGCUAUAGCCAAAGAGUUCCUGGUUGGUAUUUGUGGGAUUGUAUUAAGAGGGGCAUCACACCCUAUCUCCGUUGUGCUGCUCUGUUUUUCCAUUACUUGGUGGGAGUGCCGCCACCUGAGGAACUUACAUUGGUUUCAGAAGACUAUCAGUUCAAGGCACUUUGUGACUACUUGUCUCUGCCCACCAAUUUGUUCUUGCUUUUCCAAGAAUAUUGGGAUACUAUCGAACCCUUUCUCCAAAGAUGGUGCACAGAUCCAACUGUUCUCAGCUUUCUGAAGGGGAAAAGUAUCACAAUAAGCUACCCAAGGAAAAAAAAUAAAUUGGUAGAACUUCCAGAAGACUACAGCUGCCUUUUGAAUCAAGCUUCUCAGUUUAGAUGCCCUCGAUCUUCUGAUGAUGAAACCAAGCACCCUGUAUUGUGUUUGUUCUGUGGGGCUAUGUUGUGUUCCCAAAACACCUGCUGUCAGGAGCUCAUGAAUGGGGAGGAGGUGGGAGCCUGCGCUUCACAUGCCAUCCAUUGUGGUGCUGGAGUGUGCAUCUUUCUCAAAAUUAGGGACUGCAAAGUUGUCCUGAUUGGGGGCAAAAUCAGAGGCGCUUUUUAUCCUGCACCAUAUUUAGAUGAAUAUGGGGAAACAGAUCCAGAUCUUGUAAGAGGCAACCCGCUACAUUUAUGUCAUGAACGAUACUGGAAACUCCACUUGUUAUGGCAGCAACACUGCAUCAUAGAAGAGAUUGCUCGGAGCCAGGAAACUAACCAGAUCUUCUUUGGAUUCAACUGGCACCUACUCUGAGUAUUGGACUCUACUAGACUGAAUUGCCAUAUCUUAAAAAGUACUUAAGUACUGAAAGACAUACUGAAAUGCUUACAGUAAGGAGAAAUGACUAGCCCAGGUUCAGGUAUUAAAACCUUUAUUGGUUCACACAUCAAAAACAUACAUGCUCAGACAGACACACGCAUACAGUGAGUGCUGAUUAAUAAGAACCAGAAAUUGCUGGAUUAGGAAUGGGAUGUCACACGUUUUGGUGAGUUGACUUUGAUCAACCAAGUCAGCUUUGUACAACUAAUUUAGACAUUGUGAACUACCUUCUGUUAUCCUUAGAUCCAAUCUUAAUCCAAAUAAAAGGAUAUAUAAUAUUUUCUAUCAUGUAUAUUGGCAGAAAUUCAGAAUGCACCCAUGACCUUUUAAAUGGCUUCAGGGCUUCUGGAUGUGGUGGUGGUGGUGAUGAUGUACUUAGACCUAUUUAAUUCCUCCGUAUUCUACUUUUGUUUCCUCCUCCAGCUUAGCAGUUCUCACAGUAGCCAUAGUGUGUACCUGGCAUGGUAGGUGACCAUCUUAGGCGGUGCAAUGUUGCCAGGCAUCUAGUUAUCCACAGCAACAGUCAAAGGGUGAAGAAGUGCAAGUAAGAAUACCCUGUGAAGGUUUUUGAAAUUUACUUGAGAAUACUUUGAGAAGAAAAAUGUGAGUAGUAAUCUGCUGCUUAAAUCAACAAUGGAACCCCCCCACCCCGCUAAUAUUUUAAGUCUCUUUAAUCAGUACACCCCGGGGGCUCACAACCCACUGCCAAGGUGUGGCUGUGGUAGCCAGACGUUGUUCAAGCUGUGGUACCUUGCUUACCAUGGAUCAGCAUAGACUGUAGACUGCAGUAAAGCUGCUUAAGUGCACAUCUGCUUUCCAGCAUCUAGAGGCUAAUAGAAGUUAGAGCAAUUAAAUAAAGAUGGAAGCUAGUUCAAGGUAUGUACAAAGGCCCUUUAGUUGAGUCUUAAGUUUUGAUUCUGUGGAGAGUUCGGUGACUGCAUGUUGUCUGGUGUCAUCAUGCUAACUGCACAAACAAGUUGUUUUCUAUAGCUAGUAAUGUAUUUAGGUUGGAAUUGCAAUGUUUGAGUCACUCCUUGUGUAUGGGUUAGAGCUGUGAUUAUGUCCAAGGGAGCUUGUAAUGAAAUAAGAAAAAGUAACCUAUGCCUUCUGUAACUAUCACCUCCCAAGGAAUUAGCUUUUUUCAGUCGUAAAACUCUGACACACUUUAUUUGUGUGUUCUGGCCUUCCUCUUCCUUUUUGAAUGACCCUUUGCAUAGGUUUCAGAUUUUAAGAGAUAUGAAAGAGAAGGAUAUGAAAUGCUGUAUGGAUUUUUGUGAGAGGAAAUAAAUGUUUUCUAUUUCUUAAAAAACAAACUAAACAAUUUCCGAUUGGCAAUAUAAAAUGGCAGGUGGUGAAACUGGAAGAUAGGACUUGCCAAUUAAUAUACAUGUGUGCACUAAAGAGAUAUUAUCUCUGUUAUAGGCUAAGUAGGGUGAAUUAGAAUGUUGAUUAUGUUUGGUAUUUAGAUGAUCCCUUUAAAAACUUUGCUUACUUAUCCCUUUAAGUUUUCUGUGCAGUGCAAACGAUCUUCUGUGCCUGUCUGUCUUUAGUUUAGUGCCACAAAGAUUUUGUUGUUUCCCUGGGUUUUUAAAAAAUAUGGUGAGUCCCUCUGCAGAUUAGCAUCAUUAUGGCGAGUUCCAAUCAGAAACUAAAGCAAGUUACAAAAACAGUUGUUACGAAGGCAUAUGUACUGAGGUUAGUGGAGAGUGUUCCAGUAGCACUGCAUGCUAAGCAGAGAUUAAUCAAAGUUCUUCCUUCAUUAUAGGUGUCUUUCCGAUCUUUACUUAAUGCAACACCUUUUGAUUAGAUAACCAUUUAUUCAUAAGUUGCUUAGGAUUUUACAGAGGAAUUUUACUUUGAUAUGUCCUACUGCAGUAGUUUUAUCAUAUCCUCAGAAGUGCUUCUUUGUUAGUGCAGGAGGACCUCGCACUGUUUUUGGCAUCCUGCCCUAUUUUUCUUAUGUAGAUCAUCCUUCCCCAACCCUGUGCCUUCCAGUCACGUUUGGACAGCAACACCCAGAAUUCCUAGUCAAUAGUCCUGCUGGAUGGGAAUUCUGGAAGUUGUGGUCCAAAUGCCUCUGAAGGCCACCAGGUUGGGGAAGGUUGAUGUAAAUGAUUCCAAAAUAUCAAAUUCUUCUGUUCUCCCAGAAAUAAAAUAGUGAUCUAAAAAUGUCCUGAAUAUGACAUCUUGCUGUGGUUACUUGGAAAGAGAGGCUGGGAAGCAAGAUAUCUAAUGAAGAGGAACAAGAUGAGUGCAACAUUCACUGUGGUUUCUCAAACAAGCAAGCAGUGAAUUUAAUCUUGAAAACAGUGGGCAUCAUCCAGCCAGCACUUGAGAGUUCCACUGAUUUCAGUUAGAGUUAAGCCAUUGUUUAUGAUCUUAAAUCAAAUACUUUUGGACUUGAAAAUAUUUUAAUGCUGGCUGAAUUGUAAAAUUAAUUUGCAUUUCAGUCAUAUAUGAAUGCUGCUAUCACUGACUUCAACAGUGUACAAUUGCAAUAGUUAGGACAAAGUAUAUGUGGUCCUUUAGAGGAAGCAGACAUUUCACUGAUCAAUCAUUUGGAGAGAUGGGGAUACUAGUGGAACUGAAUUGAGCCCCCUCCUUACAGCCAGUGGGUGGGAUUCUAGCUUCAUUUCAAAGGCUAUGUGCAUGCAGGACAGUAGUCUGCUCAGGGCAAGGAAUUAGGCACACAACAGAUCUUUGCACGCAGUUCCCUAUCCAGCUUAAAGGUAUGUAUGCAGAAACCCAGCUGGAUUUCAGUGCUUGUACUCACUGCUCAGUUUCUUGCUAAAACUCUCCUGAAUUGAGCUGGGGCAGGGGGAGUAAAACAGUGGCUUCUGUUCUUACGUGUUUGGACUUUUCUAGCAGAUGAGUUCAACAUUCAUGCACAGGUUAAGGGCGAAUGGUCAUUUGUAAUUCCUUCAAUGACUAUGCAGUUUGGUUCACUGUGAGUAUAGUCUGUAUUUAGUGAACACACAAUACUAAAUGCCACUGAUUUGAUUUAUAAGGACUAUAAAUGGAAUUUUAUUUACAUACAUGCAUAUAUUGGUAUCCUUUAAUUGCAAAAAUGUAAAUUUGAGCAUUGUAUAACGUUCUUGUCCUUUUAAAUAUCUUUAUGUAUAUUUAAAAAGGAAAUAAAGUAACUUCUCAUA